Messenger RNA from Mus caroli (Ryukyu mouse), 3096 nucleotides. RefSeq names its product NF2, moesin-ezrin-radixin like (MERLIN) tumor suppressor (gene Nf2). Gene Ontology annotation, molecular function: actin binding. The record is from RefSeq and is a predicted model, not a curated record. Gene Ontology annotation, cellular component: cytoskeleton. NCBI's taxonomy places the organism in Eukaryota, Metazoa, Chordata, Mammalia, Rodentia, Muridae.
AUCACAGCGUCUUAGAGAAAAAAGGGUUAGGGUGAGUCCGUGAGUAGCGUUGUGGGAGUCCGGAGGGCGGGGCGGGGCGGGGCGGAGCGGGGCGGGGCCCCGGCAGGUCGCUGAGGUGGGGGUUGGUAGAGGACGCUUCCCGAGGGCGCGCAGAGCGGAGCUGGUGACAGACACGCACGCGCGUGUGCGCUCCCAACUACUGCGCGGCCCCGCGACCCUCGGCGGUCGCUGAGAGGCCCGGCGUCGGCGCCGCAGCCGUCUAGGAUUUCCGUCCAAAGGCGUCCCUGGCGUCCGCAGCCCGAAGCUCCGAGCUCCGGGCCGCGCGUGCUUUUGCCGGCAUCUCCCCCGACCCCCCCGUCGUCAGAGACUGUCCCUUAACUCGUCUUUCCGCACCCACAGCCGGGUCCUCGCGGCCCAUGCUGGCCGCUGGGGACCCAGGCAGCCUAGGUCUGUCUCGGGCCGGCCAGCCGGCCACCAUGGUGGCCCUGAGGCCUGUGCAACUACUGCAGGGGGGCUAAGAGACCCAGAACGCGGGCCUAGGGGUGAGGGGAUCCAAGGCCGGUACCCCGCGCCAUGGCCGGAGCCAUCGCUUCUCGCAUGAGCUUCAGCUCACUCAAGAGGAAGCAGCCCAAGACAUUCACGGUGCGGAUCGUCACCAUGGACGCCGAGAUGGAGUUCAACUGCGAGAUGAAAUGGAAGGGGAAGGACCUGUUUGAUUUGGUGUGCCGGACGCUGGGGCUUCGGGAAACCUGGUUCUUUGGACUGCAGUAUACAAUCAAGGACACGGUGGCCUGGCUCAAAAUGGACAAGAAGGUGUUGGAUCAUGAUGUUUCGAAGGAAGAACCAGUUACCUUUCACUUCCUGGCCAAAUUUUAUCCUGAAAAUGCUGAGGAGGAGCUAGUUCAAGAGAUCACGCAACACUUAUUUUUCUUACAGGUGAAGAAGCAGAUUUUGGAUGAGAAGGUCUACUGCCCUCCCGAGGCGUCCGUGCUCUUGGCGUCAUAUGCUGUCCAGGCCAAGUAUGGCGACUAUGACCCCUCUGUGCACAAGCGGGGAUUUUUAGCCCAAGAGGAAUUGCUUCCGAAAAGGGUGAUAAAUCUCUAUCAGAUGACUCCGGAAAUGUGGGAGGAGAGAAUUACUGCUUGGUAUGCGGAGCACCGGGGCAGAGCCAGGGAUGAAGCUGAAAUGGAGUAUUUGAAGAUAGCUCAGGACCUGGAGAUGUAUGGUGUGAACUACUUUACGAUCCGGAAUAAAAAGGGCACAGAGUUGCUGCUUGGAGUGGAUGCUCUCGGGCUUCAUAUCUAUGACCCUGAGAACAGGCUGACCCCCAAGAUCUCCUUCCCAUGGAAUGAAAUCCGAAACAUCUCCUACAGCGACAAGGAGUUUACUAUUAAACCACUGGAUAAGAAAAUUGAUGUCUUCAAAUUUAACUCCUCAAAGCUUCGUGUUAAUAAGCUGAUUCUUCAGCUAUGUAUUGGGAACCAUGACCUAUUUAUGAGGCGACGGAAAGCUGACUCUUUAGAAGUUCAGCAGAUGAAAGCCCAGGCCAGGGAAGAGAAGGCUAGAAAGCAGAUGGAAAGGCAGCGGCUGGCUCGAGAGAAGCAGAUGCGGGAGGAGGCCGAGCGUUCAAGAGAUGAGUUAGAGAGGAGGCUCCUGCAGAUGAAAGAAGAAGCGACGAUGGCCAAUGAAGCUCUGAUGCGCUCUGAGGAGACAGCUGAUCUGUUGGCUGAAAAGGCUCAGAUCACAGAGGAGGAGGCCAAGCUUUUGGCACAAAAGGCUGCAGAGGCUGAGCAAGAGAUGCAGCGAAUCAAGGCCACGGCCAUUCGGACAGAGGAGGAGAAGCGCCUGAUGGAGCAGAAGGUGCUGGAGGCUGAAGUGCUGGCAUUGAAGAUGGCUGAGGAGUCAGAGAGGAGGGCCAAGGAGGCUGAUCAGUUAAAGCAAGACUUGCAAGAAGCCCGAGAAGCAGAGCGAAGAGCCAAGCAGAAGCUCUUAGAAAUCGCCACCAAGCCCACCUAUCCACCCAUGAACCCAAUCCCACCACCACUGCCUCCUGACAUACCGAGCUUCGACAUGAUUGGUGACAGCUUGUCAUUCGACUUCAAGGAUACGGACAUGAAGCGACUUUCCAUGGAGAUAGAGAAGGAAAAAGUGGAGUACAUGGAGAAGAGCAAGCACCUGCAGGAGCAGCUCAACGAGCUCAAGACGGAGAUCGAGGCCUUGAAACUCAAAGAGCGGGAGACGGCCUUGGACGUCCUGCACAGCGAGACCUCAGACAGAGGUGGCCCCAGCAGCAAGCAUAAUACCAUUAAAAAGCCUCAAGCCCAAGGCAGAAGACCCAUCUGCAUUUGAGUCCUCACAGUAGGCUAUUCCCAGCUCACUCUGCAGAGCGCCAAGUCCCGAGUGGCCUUCUUUGAAGAACUCUAGCAGGUGACCCAGCCACCUCCUGCCACAUCUGCUGCUCCUGACACCAACAGGAUGGGCCUGACCCCAGAGGAACCAUCAGUAGAGGGCUGGCUUGUUUGGGAACUCUUGAGUUGAGGGCCCGUGCCACUCUGACCCUAUAGAGAGAUUUCUCAAUGUGUUCUAGUUCUGGCCUGCAUACCGGCAUAUCUCUCUCUCUCUCUCUCUCUCUCUCUCUCUCUCUCUCUCUCUCUCUCUCUCAUAUAUAUAUAUAUAUAUAAAUAUUUGUUGUGUGUGGGCUGCCAUCCUUCCUGCACCCAAGCACUGUGGUGCAAGUGUCACUGUGCUUGCUGCUGACUUUGGGAAUCAGCUGUGGGAGUCCAGUGUGGAAGCUGACUGAAAUCUACCAUGCAGGUGCUGCCCACUCCCUGACUGGGCUUCUGGUACGGGCCUCCCCUCCACAGCAAGGACUUGGCAUGGGAUAGAAGUGUGGACUGGCUUAGCUCAGAACCAGCAAUGGGGGUUGGGGAUUUAGCUCAGUGGUAGAGCGCUUGCCUAGCAAGCGCAAGGCCCUAGGUUCAGUCCUCAGCUCUGGGAAAGAAAAAAAAAAAAAAAGAACCAGCAAUGAUGGCUCCUUAGCCAGGCUCAUCUGAGGCAGUGUAGCUGUCUGACUGGCAGGACAGCUGUGGCUAGGAA